CCAUCCUAGUUCUUCACUUGUUCAAAGUUUUCUCUUUUAUUAUUUACUCAAGUGAAUAAGCAUGAUCAAUCCCAAGAAACUCAUCAAGAUGGCAAGGAAGUGGCAGAAGAUAGCUGCCAUGAGGAGGAAGAGAAUCUCUCUACCAAGAAUAGAUGAGGUUUUGAAUGCUGACUGUUGUGGUACAUCAGCAGUGGCAGAGAAGGGCCAUUUUAUUGUUUACAGUUCUGAUAAGAGACGCUUUGUGAUUCCGUUGGUGUAUCUCAACAAUGAAAUCUUCAGAGAGCUUUUGCAAAUGUCUGAGGAGGAGUUUGGAAUACAAAGUGAAGGCCCCAUCAUAUUGCCAUGUGAUUCAGUCUUCAUGGACUAUGUAAUCUCAUUCAUCCAACGGAGUGUAGCAAAAGACUUAGAGAGAGCUUUGAUUAUGUCUAUAGCUUUCAGUAGCUGUUCUGCUUCUUCACACAUCCUUCAAGGACACAACAAUGAACAAAUGCUCCUAUGUGCUUUCUGAAGCAAUUGUGCUAAAACUUUGUAAAUCAUUCGACACAGUUUUAGUUUGACUAUAUACACCAAGAGAAAUUUCCAAGUAUUUUCUUCAUGCUUUCUUUUUUUCUCAAUAAAUGAUAGCAGAGUGCCUCAAAA
This is a messenger RNA of Vitis riparia (riverbank grape), 639 nucleotides long. Its product is annotated as auxin-responsive protein SAUR68-like. Lineage: Eukaryota; Viridiplantae; Streptophyta; Magnoliopsida; Vitales; Vitaceae. The transcript has a single exon. The record is from RefSeq and is a predicted model, not a curated record. Gene Ontology annotation, biological process: response to auxin. The coding region runs from base 62 to 508 and encodes 148 amino acids.